This is a messenger RNA of Blepharisma stoltei, 1607 nucleotides long. The record is from the annotation of a GenBank genome assembly. Lineage: Eukaryota; Ciliophora; Heterotrichea; Heterotrichida; Blepharismidae.
AUGGAAAAUAGCCAAAGCUCUACAGCUGAUAUUUGUUCAAAAUUAGAAGGAAAGCUUGACCUCCAAGAUAUUUCGAAAUCUCUUGUUGGAAUUCAGGAUUCAACUCCUUUUGAACUGUCGCUGGUAUCACCAAAUGCUACUGACAUGAUGGAUUUAGGCUCGCUAGAUGUGAACAAUUUUGGUGUUCAUCAAUCCCCGCAGCCUUAUCUAACUGAAGAAGGUAGCAAUUGGCUAAUAAAUGGUGAGCCCAUAUCUGAUUCAAUACUUGUUUUCCAAGCAGAAGAUCAACAUAGUCAAGAAGCAAAUCAUUUAUUAGACCAAGAUGUAUAUGAAGACAGCAUGAGCAGCUUCUACAACAGCAGCUCGUACAGCAGCAGCUCUAACAGCAAUACUCAAAGUGUCAUUUCCAAUGCCAGAGAAGGCAGUAUAAUUGAAACGAAGCCAAAAAAGAAUCUGACUCGAUAUCAUCCACAUACACUUUUUUUGGCCAAAUUUUACUCAAAAGGUAAAAUGAUUCCCCCUAAAAAAGAGUAUAUCAGGAUCGCUCCAAUUCGCUCACACAAGAAGCUUUUCAGAUACAUAGAAGUAAACAAGCCCCUCUGCAAAGUUAUAAAAGACUUGAAUGUGAGAAGUCCUACAGUACUUAAAAUAGUAAAAAGAUUAAAAAUUCUCUUUGAACAACACAAAGAUGAUUUUAAAAAAAUUUCUAGAACAGAAUCAGGGCCAAAGACUGAUGGCAGCAAAAAGAAUAAAAGACCAGAACAUAAAAGCUGAAAUAAUAGUUAUAUCAAAGAGUAUUUUGAAAAUCCAGCUGUUUUAGAAUCAUAUCUACUGCAUGUUGAGUUGAUUUUUGCUGACUGUGAUAUUAACACUUUAAUUAAAAGACUAAACGUUGAGUGCUGUAAGAAUGCUGAACAUAGCCAAGAAUGCGAUAUUAAAUGGGAAGCAAUGAAAAAAUUUAUUUCUGAAGAAAUAAUUACUGACUUGGGUGUAAGCAUACCUUUUGAUACAAAUAAACAAAAUAUAUUGACAGGAGUUGAAACGAUACCAGCAAGAUCACAAGGCUUUGGUAGCGGUAAUAUUGAGUCAUUCUUGGCGAGCAAUCCUUAGCAAGAUCUUAAUCUAAUAAAGAGCUAUUGAGUAGCUACCAAUCUAACGUAAGACACAAUUUCUACAUCCUUAAUUUAGCUUGCUGCAACCAUAGUUCAGGACAGCCUGCUAGACUAUCGGACAGGUUUUAGCCAUUAUCCUAUCAUCGAUAGUUUUGAUUGCUGUGAUUCCUGUUUCGAUACUAGAGUACUAGCUGGGAUGAGAAUGAGCUUCUAAGCUGAUAUCCGCAUCAACUAUGUCUUUUUGUCAGUACUAGUGGUUUCUAGGGUAAAAACUAAUCCCCAAACAUCCCACCAGAAAAGCCUAGGUAUUAUGGAUGAGGGAGUCAUUCCCAUAAAAGCAAUAAAAAAGUCUUCUACAACUUAUUUCCAUACCUUUUUUUCUUUAGCUCACAGCAAUUUCCUAAAAUCAAGCAUCCAGUUAUGAGAGCACAGUUGGUAAUGACGCCAUUUAUUUUAUGAAUGGAGAGCAAUCAGGAAAUACGGAAUUUAAUAUAA